This is a messenger RNA of Pedinophyceae sp. YPF-701, 1890 nucleotides long. The record is from the annotation of a GenBank genome assembly. Lineage: Eukaryota; Viridiplantae; Chlorophyta; Pedinophyceae.
AUGAGUCAUCGACGGGAUCACGCGCUCCCGGAGCAGUCCACGCCCCCGCGAACCAGCUCCUCGGUGCCAGCCACGCACAAGGCCACCGCCUUCGCAGGCGCCACCAACGCAGCCGGCGCCCCCGCUGCCGCCCUGCGCUUGUCCCAACUGCCGUGCGCCGCAGCCACCCAGGGCGCCCCUCCCCCCGCCGGCGCGGCGCUCGUCGACCGCUCGCAGGGCCGCCGGUCCUCCCAGGACCGCCUGCGCUUCGCGGACCGGUCCCAGCGCGGCGGGCGCCAGCAGCGGGGCCGCCCCGACGCUCGCACCGCGCAAAACGACGACGCUGGGGCCGACGCGCCCUCGCACGGCAUCGACGGCGGUCCCCCGCCGCCGAGCGCGUCGCGCCGCGCGUCUGCGUCGUUCGCCGGCAAGGCCGCCGCGGCGGGACCGGCGCCGCCGGAAGCGGCUGCGCUCGGAGUCGACGGCUUGAUGUUUGAGCCGCACGGCAGCCCUGCGGCGGCGCGCGGCGUGCGCGGCCCCGAAGACGGGCUCCCUGCGGCCCCUCGCGUCGGCGGCGGCGCGCCGCGCUCGGCCGUCGUGAUGUGCCACGGCGAUGCGCUGUCGCCGCGUGGCGGGCAGCCCGGGUCGCGGGUCGCUGCGGAAGCGAAGGCCGCGACGCUGCGGCCCGACGCUUCGGGCGUUCUCGGCUCCUUCGGUCGGUCCUUCACGGCCCCGCGCACCUCCCUGGACCGGCGCUCGCUGUCGACUCUGCGGGCACUCAGCACGUCCACGAGCCGCCGCUCCUCGACGCAGAAGACCGGCACCGUCUCCCCCGCCGGCUCCACGGAAGUCGCGCUGCAGCGCGCCGCGAGCGGCAGCAAACACGCCCCCUCCGUGGCUCUUGAGGUGUCGCGCAGCGCGCUCCUCGCCGCGCUGCGCCAGAUGGCCGCUGACGCCGCGCUGCCGGCCCCGGCGGAGUCCGCGGCGGAGGCGAAGAAGCGCUCGUGGCUGUCGGCGAUCCGCGGCGUGCACGUGCAGCUCGGCGAGGGGUGCGGCCGCUACGACACGCGCAAUGCGUAUUUCCUAGUCGGGCCGAAACGGCGCGUGCUGCUGUCGGACGUGCGCGGCCUCGCGCGGCUGUUCUACGCGGCGGUCAACGCGGAGCAGCGGCGCGACGGCACGGUGUCGCGGGCGAUGCUGGUGGGUCUCGCGCAGCGGCAAGGCGCGAAGCACCUCGGCAUGGCCGCGGGGGUCCUGAAGCGGGCCAUCGCGGAGCCGACGUCGGCGCUGGGCGAGGCGCGGCCGUCCGUGACGCUGCGCGAGCUGCUCGCCGCCGCGUUCCACCCCGCCACGCCUACGGAGCUGGCUCUGCUGAGCUGCGAGUGCCUCGGGGCGUCCCUGGGCGAAAGGCAGCUCGGUACGUCCGCGGUCUCGCCCGCGGCCCGUCCCCGCCGCGCGACCCCGGCGCAGCCACGUCAGCUCGUCAUUCUGUCAGACCGACGCAUGCUGCCCCCGCUCCCGGCGCGCAGGCCUCACGAGCGAGGAGUUCAAGGCGCUGGCGUACUUCUACGCUGCGCUGGAGCGCGAGACGCGGGACGCCCUGCGCCACGGCGACACCGGGGUGCCUGCGUGCGCCCUCGCGGACAUUGCGCUGGCCGUGCACGACCUGCACGACAGCGCGCACAUCCGCGUCCUCCGGCAGCGCGUGCGCACGCUCGAGAGGCGCCACGCGGGGGGGCGUCUCGACUUCUUCGGCGUCGUGGACUGGUGGAAAAACAUGAAUGGCUACUCCGGCGCGCCGCUCACCCUGGACGACGUCCGGCGCAUCGGCGGGGACGUCGAGGUCCUGCGCGCUACGAUGAAGUCCGUGGCGACGCAGGUCGCGCCGCGCGUGUCCAGCGCCGUCGCUGA